CGUCUGGUGAACGAAAGCACAGGCGUCAUCUACCCGCCUGCCUUCUACAUAUACCUCAGUGCCUGGGUCUCCAACGAUGCUCUUGCCUAUGGAACGUCGCAAGCGAGUAUCUUCCCUGAGGCUGGCCUCUGGCUUCACGAUGACAACGACCCCAACUAUAAUAUUCCUCCAUCGUCGCCCAUCUCCUUCGCACAAGUGGCUUAUUACAUCAGCAAUCUUAUGAAUUCUCAAGAUGUCAUGCAGGCUCUUUAUAAAAUCCGUGAGAUCUGUGACACGUACAGGAACCUCGGCGUUCCCAACUACCCGCAGGGAAUCAUCAUUUCGUACUGGGAGCAAUAUUUCAACCUCAGGAUUUACUUCUUCGUCAUCGUCGUCGUCGUCCUCAUCAUCAUCUUCCUCUUCAGCUUGCUCGUCCUACUGAAUUGGUUGUUGGCUCUAAUGAUGGUUAGUUCUAUGCGUGUGUUUGUGUGUGUGUAUCUGUGUUUGUGUGUACGUGUGUGUGCUAGGUUUCUUAUGGUUGCUUAUUUUCAUUUUUUAUUGCACCAGUUCUUUUGUUAUCUAAGUUGUUAUUUAUGCUCGCUCACUUUCUGUUUAACUGAUGCAUGUGAUUUUUGUAACUGA
This is a messenger RNA of Helobdella robusta, 621 nucleotides long. RefSeq lists its product as hypothetical. The record is from RefSeq and is a predicted model, not a curated record. The annotation marks the transcript as partial. Gene Ontology annotation, cellular component: plasma membrane. Gene Ontology annotation, molecular function: hedgehog receptor activity; hedgehog family protein binding; smoothened binding. Gene Ontology annotation, biological process: smoothened signaling pathway. NCBI's taxonomy places the organism in Eukaryota, Metazoa, Annelida, Clitellata, Rhynchobdellida, Glossiphoniidae. The transcript has 3 exons.